Messenger RNA from Leptopilina heterotoma, 720 nucleotides. RefSeq lists its product as uncharacterized. Bases 37 to 669 code for a protein of 210 amino acids. The record is from RefSeq and is a predicted model, not a curated record. The transcript has 4 exons. NCBI's taxonomy places the organism in Eukaryota, Metazoa, Arthropoda, Insecta, Hymenoptera, Figitidae.
UUAUUUUAUAUUUUUUUUGACAAAAACUUUUCGAAAAUGACGGAUAUUUUAGAAAAUUCAUUAUCGAAAAUUGAUAAUUCUAUAGCGUUUAUUAAUAAGGAGAAUUCGAUUAUUGAGAAUUAUGAAAAAUCAACAGAUGGAGAGGAAAAAACAAGUCAAUACGAAACUGAAUUAAAAUUAAAUAAAAGUGAUAAAUCUUUAAAGGAAUCAGCAUCAGUGGACGAGUGGUAUAGAAUUUGUCAAACAAUAUUAUUUAUAACAACUGUUUUGGUUCUCAGUUGUCAUGGCUUUCAUUAUGGUCGUAGAGAAUAUAAUUUACAGGAGAAUGGAAGAUCAACAAAUGGUUUUUUAGCUGCUCACAAAAAAGUUGUUACCAUCAUUUUGGGUUAUACAAUUCCAUAUUCUAUUAUUUCCACCAUCGCUGCUCUUAUGCUCACAUUUUCCUUGAUUUCAAAGAGGCCUCAUUGGAGUUUACCUUCGAUAAUUAUUUCCAUGUCAGACCUCGUCUGCGACGUGGGUGAUGCUUCGAUGGCUACAUGGCUCUUUUUUACAAAUCUUCCAUUUUCAACUGCACUUUUUUAUUCCACCUGUACAAUCUCCAUAAUUUUAGGAGAAUUAUGGGUUUGGCUUGGAGUUUUGCGACUUUACGAAUCUAGAGCAUUCAAGUAAAAAAAAGAAGGUUUCCGAAGACAGAAAAUAAUAAUUUUUUAAUCGAUUUUU